Molecule: messenger RNA, 1344 nt
Organism: Pieris macdunnoughi
Lineage: Eukaryota; Metazoa; Arthropoda; Insecta; Lepidoptera; Pieridae
Source: the annotation of a GenBank genome assembly
AUGAGGGAAAUCGUGCAUAUUCAAGCUGGUCAGUGCGGUAACCAAAUCGGUGCUAAGUUCUGGGAGAUCAUCUCUGAUGAACACGGCAUCGACCCCACUGGUGCCUACCACGGAGACUCCGACUUGCAACUAGAACGCAUCAAUGUCUAUUACAACGAAGCUUCUGGGGGCAAGUAUGUGCCCCGCGCCAUCCUUGUCGACCUCGAGCCUGGCACCAUGGACUCAGUCCGUUCUGGACCUUUUGGACAAAUCUUUAGACCUGACAACUUUGUUUUUGGACAGUCUGGUGCAGGAAACAACUGGGCAAAGGGACAUUACACAGAGGGCGCGGAGCUCGUAGAUUCAGUUUUAGAUGUAGUACGAAAAGAAGCAGAAUCUUGUGAUUGUCUCCAAGGUUUCCAACUCACACACUCCCUUGGUGGUGGUACCGGCUCUGGCAUGGGUACCCUACUUAUCUCCAAAAUCAGAGAAGAAUACCCUGACAGAAUCAUGAACACAUACUCAGUAGUACCAUCACCUAAAGUAUCAGAUACAGUAGUAGAACCUUACAAUGCCACAUUAUCAGUCCACCAACUUGUAGAAAACACAGAUGAGACCUACUGUAUUGACAACGAAGCUCUCUAUGACAUCUGCUUCCGCACGCUUAAACUUUCAACACCCACGUACGGCGACCUCAACCACCUCGUGUCGCUCACAAUGUCCGGUGUUACCACUUGCUUGCGGUUCCCAGGUCAGCUGAAUGCGGAUCUCCGCAAGCUGGCUGUGAACAUGGUUCCCUUCCCUCGUCUCCACUUCUUCAUGCCCGGCUUUGCACCACUCACGUCACGCGGCAGCCAGCAAUACAGAGCCCUCACCGUACCCGAGCUGACCCAACAGAUGUUCGAUGCCAAGAACAUGAUGGCCGCCUGCGACCCGCGACAUGGCCGCUACCUCACGGUCGCCGCCAUCUUCCGUGGUCGCAUGUCCAUGAAGGAGGUUGACGAGCAAAUGCUUAACAUUCAGAACAAGAACUCGUCCUACUUCGUAGAAUGGAUCCCCAACAACGUGAAGACUGCCGUCUGUGACAUCCCACCACGUGGUCUCAAGAUGGCCGCCACCUUCAUCGGUAACUCUACCGCCAUUCAAGAGCUGUUCAAGCGUAUCUCGGAGCAGUUCACCGCUAUGUUCAGACGUAAGGCUUUCUUGCAUUGGUACACUGGCGAGGGUAUGGACGAGAUGGAGUUCACCGAGGCCGAGAGCAACAUGAAUGACUUGGUCUCAGAGUACCAACAGUACCAGGAAGCCACCGCCGACGAGGACGCCGAGUUCGACGAGGAACAAGAGCAGGAGAUCGAGGAGAACUAA